AUGUCGCAGUUAUCUGCUGUCAUGCCACAGGCAACCGCUGCUGACGUCAUGGAAGUCGAGGACGGACCCACGGAACUGAAACCAGACGGGGAUCCAUCAAUCAGUCUGAAUCCCAAUGCUGUCAGUCCAAGACAAUUUGUCGACUACGCCACC
Molecule: messenger RNA, 153 nt
Organism: Dibothriocephalus latus
Lineage: Eukaryota; Metazoa; Platyhelminthes; Cestoda; Diphyllobothriidea; Diphyllobothriidae
Source: the annotation of a GenBank genome assembly